This is a messenger RNA of Panicum virgatum (switchgrass), 744 nucleotides long. RefSeq names its product putative pentatricopeptide repeat-containing protein At5g08310, mitochondrial. NCBI's taxonomy places the organism in Eukaryota, Viridiplantae, Streptophyta, Magnoliopsida, Poales, Poaceae. The record is from RefSeq and is a predicted model, not a curated record. The transcript is spliced from 6 exons. Bases 1 to 744 code for a protein of 247 amino acids. Gene Ontology annotation, molecular function: protein binding.
AUGCCGGAUCUGAAGGCCUCAGCCUCCGCCGCCGCGGGGGCGGCCUGUACCAACAAGCUCGCUCCGGGGGCCCUGGGAGGUCGCGCCCGCCCAGAACAGCCGGAGAGGAGGGGAGAGGCCACGCCGCCGGCUUCCCCACGGGCCGCUGAAGGUGUUAAACCGAACUGUGAUUCGUUCAACAUUGUUGUGUGCGGCCUUUAUAGACUUGAUGAAGCAUAUGAGAUGUUUAACAAAAUGAAGGAUCUUGGUUUGAAACCCUCGGUGUUCACAUACAAUUCUUUGUUUCAUGGAAUUUCUAGAAGAAAAGACCCUAGUGCUGCCAUUGAUCUACUGAGGGAGAUGCGGACAAAUGGGCACAAACCAUGUAUUAAGAACUGCACAGAGAUGGUGCAGCAGCUUUGCUUCAGUGGCAAGAUAACUGAAGCCUUGCAAUUUCUUGAUGAAAUGCUUAUAAUGGGUUUUCUUCCUGACAUUGUCACAUACUCUGCAGCCAUGAAUGGAAUGUGUAAAUUUGAUGAGGCACAAGAAAUUAUGGAAGAAAUGUUGAGUAAGGGUCUGUUCCCUUCUGUAGUUACCUACAAUCUUAUGAUUGAUAUUUGGAGCCAGUCUGGCAGGAUUGACAAAGCAAUCGCUUGCUUAAAUAAAAUGAGUGAUGAAGAGAAGCCACCAACGUGUGAUCGAAUAGAGACAGCACUGAGCUACUAUGAAGAGAUGAAGGCGAAAGCAAAGGAUGUGAUCUUUUGA